This is a messenger RNA of Schistocerca cancellata (South American locust), 747 nucleotides long. Its product is annotated as nexilin-like. Lineage: Eukaryota; Metazoa; Arthropoda; Insecta; Orthoptera; Acrididae. The record is from RefSeq and is a predicted model, not a curated record. The coding region runs from base 1 to 747 and encodes 248 amino acids. The transcript is spliced from 9 exons.
AUGAAGAAGUUUUUCUCCCGGUGUUUGGGAGGGGAGAAAGAAGAGGGUUUGCGACUGGAGAACUUGGUCGCUGUCCGGGGUACUGUACAGGAGCGUCAGUUCACCCUGGACUCGUUUUUUGAGGAGAUACUGCAGAAGCGGCUGCAGGAAGAGAAAGAAGUCCUUUCUGUUUCGGAGCGUCAGUUCACUUUGGACGCCUUUUUUGAGGAGGUGCUGCAGAAGCGGCUGCAGGAAGAGAAAGAAGUCCGUCCUGCUCCGGAGCGUCAGUUCACCCUGGACUCGUUUUUUGAGGAGAUACUGCAGAAGCGGCUGCAGGAAGAGAAAGAACUCCUUUCUGUUUCGGAGCGUCAGUUCACUUUGGACGCCUUUUUUGAGGAGGUGCUGCAGAAGCGGCUGCAGGAAGAGAAGGAAGUCCGUCCUGCUCCGGAGCGUCAGUUCACCCUGGACUCGUUUUUUGAGGAGAUACUGCAGGAGCGGCUGCAGGAAGAGAAAGAAGUCCUUUCUGUUUCGGAGCGUCAGUUCACUGUGGACGCCUUUUUUGAGGAGGUGCUGCAGAAGCGGCUGCAGGAAGAGAAAGAAGUCCGUCCUGCUCCGGAGCGUCAGUUCACCCUGGACUCGUUUUUUGAGGAGAUACUGCAGGAGCGGCUGCAGGAAGAGAAAGAAGUCCUUUCUGUUUCGGAGCGUCAGUUCACUUUGGACGCCUUUUUUGAGGAGGUGCUGCAGAAGCGGCUGCAGGAAGAGAAAUAA